Molecule: messenger RNA, 1965 nt
Organism: Talaromyces marneffei
Lineage: Eukaryota; Fungi; Ascomycota; Eurotiomycetes; Eurotiales; Trichocomaceae
Exons: 4
Coding region: 1-1965 (654 amino acids)
Biological process (GO): DNA replication initiation; DNA replication
Cellular component (GO): alpha DNA polymerase:primase complex
Molecular function (GO): DNA binding
Source: RefSeq, a predicted model, not a curated record
AUGGACGACAUUACACAAGAGCUUGGUGAGCUAUUUGCAGGCUCGGCGCCUGAUGGCCUCGCACAAGAUAUCCUUACUGAACUACAAUCAAUGCUCCGGCUCCAUGGCAUCACGCCGCAGGAGCUUUUCUACAAAUGGGAGUCGUACAGCAUGAAGAUGGGCGCAGAUGACACCAAAUUGGAUCUGAAUACAGUACGCGCAUUCAAAAGAGAUGUCCAGGAUUCAUUGGAACGUGAAACGCGAGGAAAGAACCAUCAAGUUCGAGGCAACGAGAAAAAACCUGGUGUUACGGCGACUCCUCGCGCUGGGAAGGCUGAUGUUUUUGGAAUGUUCGAUGAUUUGACCCCCGGAACCCCUCAAUCCCGUAUGAAUGGGUCGGCCAAACGCAAAUCAAACUUCGAGACACCAUCAGGACCCAAGAUAGGACGAACGGAAGGCAAUGGGACGCCUACAGGAAUAAAGACACCUUCUGCCAAUACCAAUGGCGUACAAAGCGUUGCUUUCGCAGAACGACAGAAUCCCGGUCAAGUUAUAGAAACUCUCAACGCCUACUUGGACCUUCCCAAAACACCUAUGGCACCAUUUCCUGAACCUCGAAUUCGACCAACAGCAAACACCGAUUUAAAAAAAUUCGGGUAUAAGCCGAUGUCAAUGCGGUUGAACGAGGCCUCAGAAAUUUUAGAUGAUCGACUGGACGAAUUCACGGAUUUGUUCGAGAAGCACUAUCCAGAUAUCACGUUUGGAAGUGCAGCAACGCAAAGUACAAGUGAGAUAGUGGCAGUUGGACGAAUCGCAUCAGACAGUCUCGAAGGCAAGCUAAACGUGGCAUCCCUCGUGUUGGAGACAUCAAGACGGACUGGAGCUGGUCUUCGAGUACCAUUGAAGGUUGAUGCGCUACCGUCAGUACAGUUCUUCCCUGGACAAGUUGUUGCACUCCGCGGAAUCAACGCCUCCGGAGAGUACUUUUCCGUCAAAGAGGUGCUGUCACUACCACUACUUCCCACGGCAGCUUCAUCGCCCUCGACACUAGACACCAUCAACGAAAGACUCGGGGGCGUCGAUGUUGAUCAACCACUGAACAUCUUCUAUGCCGCUGGUCCAUAUACCGCUGAUGACAACUUAGACUUUGAGCCUCUGCAAGAACUCUGCAAAAAAGCCGCUGAAGAAUAUGCAGAUGCGUUGUUGCUGUUAGGUCCGUUUAUAGACCUGGAACAUCCGCUUAUCGCAACGGGCGAUUUUGAUCUCCCAGAUAUUCCAGGACUGGACCCGGAAACUGCUACAUUGACGACGUUAUUCCGAUACUGCAUUUCAAAGCCACUUCAUCAGCUAUGUGCGGCUGUGCCUAGUAUUACAAUCAUGCUUAUGCCGUCCGUACGUGAUGCUGUCAGCAAGCAUGUGUCAUGGCCACAGGAACAAUUACCCAAAAAGGAGCUCGGUUUACCCAAACAGGCUCGCGUUGUCUCAAAUCCAGUGACACUAUCUCUUAACGAGACCGUAAUUGGAAUGUGCUCGCACGACGUGCUGUACGAUUUGCGAAAGGAAGAAGUCCUCGGCGGACGGCCAGCGGAAGCGAAUUUACUCACACGACUACCCAAGUAUAUCAUCGAACAACGACACUUUGCGCCCAUGUUCCCGCCUAGUUCUCGAGAUACAUUACCUAAAUCCGGUGGUCCGGAUAGUAUGUUACCCAUAGGCGGGAUGAUGGAUGUCAGUUAUUUGAAACUGGGAGAUUGGUGGAAUGUUCGGCCUGAUAUCCUGAUCACGCCUAGUAUGCUACCACCUUUUGUCAAGGUCGUCGAAAGUGUCCUCGUUAUCAACCCAGGAACCCUAUCCAAGCGCCGAGCAGCUGGAACUUAUGCCAACAUGGCUCUGUACCCUCGAACCAUAUCCGAUGAAGAGCGACAGGAGAAACAGCUCAGUCAUAAGGUAUUUGAGCGGGCUCGAGUUGAUAUCGCGCGCGUAUAA